Molecule: messenger RNA, 1385 nt
Organism: Leptomonas pyrrhocoris
Lineage: Eukaryota; Euglenozoa; Kinetoplastea; Trypanosomatida; Trypanosomatidae
Product: unspecified product
Exons: 1
Coding region: 822-1385 (187 amino acids)
Source: RefSeq, a predicted model, not a curated record
AGCCGCUGCUUGUAACUGCACCUCACGUAUGACCAAACACGCCGCUGCCUGCUCGCCGCACUCUCAGACCGAGAUAAUCAAACAGGAAGGAGCGAAAGGAGCGUGAGGACGCCUUGCGCGGUUUCUCCUCUGUUGCUGUGUGUGCCGCAGCCCACCGCCCCUUUGCACCGAUGCGGCUGCGCGAGGGACAGGUCUCGCUCCCUCCGCGUUUACCUCCCGGCCCCCGUCCUCUCGGACCGUGGUUGCGUUUCUUCUUGCAGCGUUCGGCGGUGCUCGUCUCUCUUUCUGCUGGUGUGUGCGUUCCUUUCUGUUAGUGUGACCGCCGCUUCUCUCACUGUUUUCUUGACGCCCGAACGGGGAAUGAUUGGCCGGUUGAGCGGCUGAGAUGGGCGGGUCCAGCCGUCUCUGUGUGUGCCCUUCCAGGCUCCGUUUUCGUUCGCUUCCCUCUCCCGAAUGGCUUUCCGCUUUCAGAUCGCUCCUCUGUUCAUGCCGCGCUGUGGAGGCGGGUUGGAGAGGAGGUCUGCCGCUUCGAUUGAUUUGCUGAUACGGUUUGAGAACAAACAAUAAGAUGAUAUGCCUCUGCGCAUCUACUACACGUACUCGAUGAGCGCUGCAGGAGGUGGACAACGUGCUGCGCGUGGCUGGAACGUUGACACCCACGGAGACACUCGUCGCCCUCCACCUUUUCCCCUUCACCUGCCCCCUCCUCUCCCUCUUCAACCUGAAAUCGCCCACAAUUAUUCCCUUCUCUUUCGAUACGCCCCGCCACGUCUGGAGUGAAGACGAGCGGAAGAACAAGGUCAACGGCGAGAACAAGGAAAAUGGACGGACCGAGCAACAUAGGGGCGAAGCUCUUCACAUCUCUCGCCGACGCCACCACUCCUCCGUCGCAGCACCAGCCCGAGAACGCUACCAACACUGCCGCUCUCCUCGACAGUGCGGAGCCCCCGCACAGUAAUUUAAUCUACUGGUUGCGUGGGCUGCCAUUUCAGGCCACCGAGGGCGACGUCGACGCGUUCCUGUCGCACGUCCUCGCUUUCCAUCGGUUGGACGUGGGGACCCUGGCGAGCGGGGAAUGCAGUGGGAAUGCGUUCGUGGAGUUGGCCUCGGGCAGCUUCUGUUCCGAGGUGGAGAUGUUGCACAACGCCCCCAUCUCCUGCGCUGCGGACGUGCUGUUGCCGCCUGCGCGUCGUCCUCGGCCCCGGUACGUGGAAGUCGUGCGGACGACCGCCGAGCACCGCGCGGAGGUGCUGAGAGAGGAUGCGCGCCUCACAAGAGCGCAGCUGCCGGCGCACCGCCAAGCGCAAGCGGAAGCCGCCGCCGCUGCUGCUGCUGCUGACGUAUCCUCUCCGACCUCCCCCGUUCCUCUCCCUCAUCAUCCCUAA